UCCUGUGCUCUUUUGGCCCUUUAGGCCUUCCAUAACCCAGGCUCCUGCUCCGUCUCCCUCCUUCCUCGUCUGUCUGUCGCAUUUCAGCCGGAGGAGCCUCGGGGUCGAAGGUUCUGCCCUGCUCGCCUCGACCUCCACCUCUGCACGGCUCCCAAAUCUCCGAUUAUCCGAUUACAGCCGUCUCGGACACUUUAGCGGACGAGCCUCGCGCGUUUGGAGCUGACGGGGGAAAAAGUUGCGGAUUUUGGGCGGCGGGCGUUGAGUGAUGCCCGCUGCGUGGCGCGUUGAUCCUGUUGCCCCCCGCUGACCUGCCCAUGACCCCAGGAAGCGGCGUAAUGGCGCGCCGAGGCUCCUCCCACUCGAAGGUGACCAUCACGGUAGACGAGUACAGCUCGAACCCAACGCAGGCCUUCACACACUACAACAUCAACCAGAGCCGCUUCCAGCCUCCUCAUGUGCACAUGGUGGAACCCAUUCCGUACGAUGCCCCUAAACCAGCAGGUCACACACGCUUCGUCUGCGUCUCGGACACACACUCGAGGACAGAUGGGAUCCAGAUGCCGUACGGCGACGUGCUGCUCCACACCGGGGACUUCACUGAACUCGGCCUCCCGUCUGAGGUGAAGAAAUUUAACGACUGGUUAGGAAGUCUGCCCUACGAGUACAAGGUGGUCAUCGCCGGGAACCACGAGCUGACGUUCGACAAGGACUUCAUGGCCGACCUGGUCAAGCAGGACUACUACCGCUUCCCCUCGGUGUCCAAGCUGCGGCCUGAGGACUUUGAUAACGUUCAGUCUCUGCUCACGAACUGCAUCUACCUGCAGGACUCCGAGAUCACGAUCAAAGGCUUCAGGAUAUACGGGACCCCGUGGACGCCCUGGUUUAAUGGAUGGGGCUUUAACUUGCCUCGUGGUCAGUCUCUGCUGGACAAGUGGAACCAGAUCCCUGAGGACAUCGACAUCCUCAUGACUCACGGGCCUCCUCUGGGGUUCAGGGACUGGGUACCUAAGGAGCUGCAGAGAGUGGGCUGUGUGGAGUUACUCAACACGGUACAGAGACGGGUUCGACCCAAACUCCACGUCUACGGAGGGAUCCAUGAAGGUUACGGUCUGAUGACGGACGGAUACACGACCUUCAUCAACUCGUCUACGUGUACAGUCAGUUUCCAGCCCACCAACCCACCCAUCGUAUUCGACCUUCCCAACCCGGGAAGCUCGUGAACCUCCCUCCUCUUUAACUCCCCUCCUUUGUUUUCUACUCUCCAAUUCUUCUUAUCUUUAAAGUAAUGGUCUUUUUGUACUGCUUGUAUUUAAAAAAAAUGAAUGCAUGGAUAUGUAAUAUUUUUAAAAAAAUAAGAUCAUACCAUUUAAAUAAUGAUUUGCUGGGGAGGGGAAAAAAAAGGAAAAAUGGUGAAUUCAUAUUUAUGGUUCAUUUGUAUCGGUUGCCUUGUUCAAUUUGUUUUAGUCUAUAGUAUCUAAAGUGCAUUAUAAGGUACCAGAAGAGGCUCAGCAAUAUACGUUCUCACAGCAGGAGUGGACUUUCAACAAGAAAAUUCCGGUCUGAGAUUAAACAUCAGUUGCAAGGUUUUAAGUUACGUGACUUUUUGCUCCCAGGAUGCUUUGCGGUUAUAUUUAUUGGUCAGAUCGAUAAAUCUUCAAGACAUUUUGUCCCUUCUCCACUGUAACAUCCAGGAAAAAAAACUUUCACGAGGUACUUGAUGAAAAUCGGUUCUGUCUCUUUUUCAAAUUUCUUUAAUUCCAUUGCCGUGUCACAUUUCUGACCGCCUCGACCGUCCGGCUCAUGUCCCACAAUUCACAAAAAAAACAUUAAAAAUAUUUACAGUAUUGUGAACCAUCAUACGUUUUGACACUUGCUGUGAUAUUUAAAAAUAAUAUUUAAUUAUUAUAAUAAUAAUAUUGGCACCAGUUCAGGCUCGUGCUGCUCGAAUUUUGAUAGCGCUUUUUGUAUUUUGUUCCUGCCUCGCUCGUGAUUUCUUUAUCGGCCGAUGGUCUGUUCAAGGUCCAUUAAAAAUGUACAGAUUUUUUUUAAAUCAAGCCAAACUUAAAUGUUGCUUCAACAAGGAGCUCGGAAAAAAACAAAAAAUCUUUGCAGCUGCUUUGAGCCCAUGGUUAUUAUUCUGGUUCUGGUUUACUUUCUCAUCUCCGCCCGGUGGAUCGUGUUGUGUUUGUUGUUAUGUCGCACAGACAGGACGAAAAAAAUAUAUAUAUAUUGCCAUGAUGUCAUUGGUGCCAUUUGUAAAUGCCUUGUUUCUAUGUUCAUGAGACUUUUUUUCUUAAUUCAUCGUGUCAUUUAGCUGACUUUAUAUGCAAAUAAAAAAACUGCAAGAUUUUUA
Molecule: messenger RNA, 2353 nt
Organism: Hemibagrus wyckioides
Lineage: Eukaryota; Metazoa; Chordata; Actinopteri; Siluriformes; Bagridae
Gene: mpped2
Product: metallophosphoesterase domain containing 2b
Exons: 7
Coding region: 315-1220 (301 amino acids)
Molecular function (GO): hydrolase activity
Source: RefSeq, a predicted model, not a curated record